Messenger RNA from Fopius arisanus, 2008 nucleotides. RefSeq names its product RRM1_TatSF1_like and RRM2_TatSF1_like domain-containing protein barc (gene barc). Gene Ontology annotation, molecular function: RNA binding. Gene Ontology annotation, cellular component: U2 snRNP; U2-type spliceosomal complex. The record is from RefSeq and is a predicted model, not a curated record. NCBI's taxonomy places the organism in Eukaryota, Metazoa, Arthropoda, Insecta, Hymenoptera, Braconidae. The transcript has 6 exons. Gene Ontology annotation, biological process: mRNA splicing, via spliceosome. Bases 390 to 1928 code for a protein of 512 amino acids.
UUGAUCAACCGAGAGAGUCGCCACUGCUCAUGUGUUGUUUACUACACACUCGCGUUUGCAUUUUGUCUGUCACUUCUCUCAACAUUAGUUCGUUUUGUCCAGUAUUCACCGUUUGAUAUUUUGCGAAACUGUGCAAUAAUGAUGUACAGAUAAUUCCCUUCCUCUCCAGUGAGUGAAAAGACUAGAGUGUGAUUAAUUUUCGUGAGGACUCGGUGAAUCGAGAGUUUCGAGGUUAUGAACGUUAAAAUUUCCAUGCUGUCGAUUUCUCAUGAAAUUUACAAAAGCCGUUUCGUAAUUGAGGAUAAUUUCCUAAAAAUAUCCAGAAGUGAAGAUUGUGAUUAAUUGUAUAGUGAGUUGCUGUUAGUAAUGAGCAAUCAAAUGUGAGUGGCAUGAGUGUUAACAGUGAAUCCGUGGAAAUGAGUGAACGGAGUAAUGACUCAGGGGAAUUGGUAGUGAGUUCUGAGGGGAAUUCCAGGAAAAAUGUUCCAUAUGAAUUGUCAGGGGGAAAAUCUCAGGAUGACGGCGAGGAGUUUGACACAGAUGAGGAAGAGGAGUCCAAGCCCUCAAAAUCAGGGGUUGAACCUUCCUCCAACGAUUAUGAGAAGCAUUUAUCGUACGAGGGUGAUGUUUGUAUUUAUACUGAACCAGGAACUGGCAGAAAAUUAGUUUGGGAUAAAGAGAAAAAUUCCUGGGAGCCCCAGGUGUCUGAGAACCCCAUGGAGAACUAUGAGUUCGAUGGAAAAAAUUAUGUCUACACUGAUAAGACAUCUAAUGUGACUUAUAAAUUCGAUCAGGAGAGGAAGGAGUGGGUGGUAAAAGAGGACAGGGGCAGUGGUCCUGAAGUCGCUGCUCCUGGAGGAACUUAUGGCUUUGAGGAUGACACUCAUACAUAUACUGACCCCAGUGAUGGCUCUGUGUACAUGUGGGAUCGAGAAAAGAGCGCCUGGUUCCCUAAGAUCGAUGACGAUUUCAUGGCCAGGUAUCAGAUGAGUUACGGUUUCACAGACUCAAAUGCCAGAGUCCCCUCACCCACAGCCCCAAAAGUCGAUGAAAAAGCGAAAAAAGAAGCGGACAAGGAACUGAAAAAGGCAGAGGCGAAGAGAAAAGCCACAGAGCCACCGACUUGGUUCGAGGUGGAUGAGGCACACAAUACAGCAAUCUACAUAUCUGGGUUACCCCUCGACAUUACGAUGGACGAAUUGAUUGAACUCGUCGGAAAAUGCGGUCUCGUUGCCCGCGACGACAAGAAUAGAGACAAAAUCAAGAUGUACAGGGACGCAGAUGGAAAUCCAAAGGGAGAUGCAUUGUGCACGUACAUCAAGGUGGAAUCUGUGGAUUUGGCCCUGAAGGUGUUGGACGGUUCCCAGAUGCGGGGUAAAACGAUCUCGAUCCAGCGCGCGAAGUUCCAAAUGAAGGGCCAAUAUGAUCCAACAUUGAAGCCCAAGCGCAAGAAAAAGGAUAAGGACAGGCAAAAGAAGAUCCAGGAAAAGUUGUUCGACUGGAGACCGGACCGUUUACCUGGUGAGCCAAUGAAGUGUGAGCGCGUUGUCACUAUAAAGAACUUGUUUACUCCCGAGGACUUCGAUAGGGAUGUUGCGCUUCUCCUUGAGUACCAACAGGACAUACGUUCCGAGUGCAGUAAAUGCGGUGAUGUGAGAAAAGUCACGGUUUACGAUAGACAUCCUGAAGGUGUUGCCCAGAUAACAUUUCGAGAGCCGAGUGAAGCGCAGGCCUGCAUUCAGUUAUUGAAUGGUCGAUGGUUUGGACAGAGAAAAAUAACCGCCGAAAUAUGGGACGGCAAAACUAAAUACAAAAUCGCUGAGACCGACGCGGAAAUCGAAGCUAGGCUCGACAAGUGGGACAAAUUUUUGGAGCAAGAGGACGAGAAAAAGGAAGCAGCAAAGGCUAAUGUCCAACCUAAAACGUGAACACAUUAGCAAAAAUAGAAUAUUGUCAUGAAUUUGAAAUGGCGUAGGCUGCGUGGUCUCUCGUUACAAUAAAUGAACAA